Messenger RNA from Tupaia belangeri chinensis (Chinese tree shrew), 969 nucleotides. RefSeq names its product olfactory receptor 52Z1. Bases 1 to 969 code for a protein of 322 amino acids. Gene Ontology annotation, biological process: G protein-coupled receptor signaling pathway. The transcript has a single exon. NCBI's taxonomy places the organism in Eukaryota, Metazoa, Chordata, Mammalia, Scandentia, Tupaiidae. Gene Ontology annotation, molecular function: olfactory receptor activity; G protein-coupled receptor activity. Gene Ontology annotation, cellular component: plasma membrane. The record is from RefSeq and is a predicted model, not a curated record.
AUGUUAAUAGACUUUGGUCAUUUCUCUGUAACAGCAUCCAACUAUACAUUUACUCAACUCACUGCCUUUCUGCUGACUGGUGUCCCAGGACUAGAAGAAUUCCAUAUUUGGAUCUCCAUCCCUUUUGGCUUCAUGUACCUCUUGGCCAUGAUAGGCAACGGUUUGGUUAUGGCCGUGGUGGCCUGCGACAGAAGCCUUCAUGAACCCAUGUAUCUCUUCCUGGCCAUGCUAGCAUUCAACGAUGUUCUCCUUUGUACUGUCACAGUGCCUAAAAUGCUCCUUAUCUUCUGGAAGGGCCCUUCCCCAUCAACGUUUCAUGCUUGCCUUACUCAGAUGUUUUUCGUUCAUGCUCUGUUCCUCUCUGAAUCUGCUAUUCUACUGGCCAUGGCUUUUGAUCGCUAUGUGGCUAUCUGUGCACCACUACAUUAUACUACCCUGCUCACAGGCUCUCUCAUUGGUAAGGUGGGUCUGGCUUUGGUGGCCCGGAGUGUGGCUGUAGUCAUCCCCGGUGUCCUACUCAUUUUCCGGCUGCACUUCUGCCGGAGCCACAUUAUUCACCAUACCUACUGUGAGAACAUGGGCAUUGCCAAAUUGGCCUGCAAUAGCAUUGUCCUUAACAGCGUUUAUGGUCUCACUGCUGCUCUCCUUACCACAGGAUUGGACUUUGUCUUCAUCUCUCUCUCCUACUGGUUAAUCUUGAGGACAGUCUUCCAACUACCUUCUAGGGAAGCCCGGGCAAAGGCCUUUGGAACCUGUGGAGCCCACAUAUGUGUCAUAUUGAUAUUCUAUACUCUGGCCUUCUUUUCAUUUUUUACCCACCGCUUUGGACACCAGGUACCCAGGCAUACCCUGAUCCUCCUGGCAAAUCUCUAUUUGCUGGUGCCACCUACCAUGAACCCCAUUAUUUAUGGGAUAAAGACCAAAGAGAUAAGGAUGAGAGUACUAGGGCUUUGUAGGCAACCAAAAUGA